Symbiodinium sp. CCMP2592 is the source of this 1809-nucleotide messenger RNA. NCBI's taxonomy places the organism in Eukaryota, Dinophyceae, Suessiales, Symbiodiniaceae. The record is from the annotation of a GenBank genome assembly.
AUGUUGCCUCGCAAGCUUGCGGUGACCACUGACAUUGAAAGGCAGCAGCUGCUAGACGAAACGAAAGUCUUUGGGGAGUUUACUGGCUGCACGCCAAACGAGGGCCUUCAAUGCGGAUGUGUUCCACAAGCAUGGCUGGCAAUCUUGGUUUCCGUUCUUCAGAUCUUUCUCUAUGCACCUCUGGCGCUCUUUUCCAACAUCUAUUACGAUCGAUGGGUGGGUGCCAAGAUUCUCCUGCGCAUGUGCUGGCUGGGAAUGGAACCAUGGACCGCAAACAUUGCUCUACUGUUCGGGAUGGGAAACUUGCAUCAGACCCUUAGGUUGCAGGAGUGCUCAGUCCCAUCCAAACGCCUACAGGGAAGCCAUCAAAGGGUCAGGAACUCUUUCAUGAGCGACGUGCUUGGCAGCGACUUCAUCAUGGGUGAAGGAGACUACGAUUACUGGAUGCCGUCUUGGAUCCUAUGGCUGGGAGCACAGGUGCUUUCACGCAUGGCUUUGUUAUACUACCCGAACACUCUCGAACCUGAGAAACUUGUCAGAUGUGACAGAGUUGAGUUCGAUGAGAUAUGUGAAACGACGAUAGAGCGAUUCGGAGCUCAAUUUGGUGCCCGUGUAGAUCUGUCCGCAGAAAGGCAUUCAGAACUGGGGGCAAUUCGCUUGUGCGUUGAAGGUUUGGGAGCAUCUGCCUUGGAAAGAAGAGGCUCCUCAUAUGUGGUGGAUUACAGUUCCAUAGAAGCUAUGCCUGUGAGAGAGGGCUACAUGAGGAUGGGUGGAUGCAUGCGACUGUCUUCGUCUCUCGACCAUGUAGAAGGACUCGACCUUUUCGGGAAGACCUACCUUCCAACCGAUCCCGAGUGGGCUGGUGCUUUGCACAUUUUCCGGUGUACUUGUGGUGCGGCUCUGAUCUUCUACCCGCACACCAUCUCAUGCCACUACCUUCGUGGUGGCUUCACUGCAACUGUUGUGCGCGAGAUGGAUCCUGACCAUCCAUGGCGAAGGGUUCUGACGCCCUUCACAGUGAUGACUCUGCAUGUCAACUGGGGAGCCAAGAGCAUCAUAUCCGGUCCGGGAGCAAUCUUCGAUCGGCUGGGCCCCUUUACUCAGUGGUCCACUCAGGAGUUAUUCAGGUCAGCCUGCCGCCAGUUCCGAGUCGAAAGCCUGGCAAGCAACCUGCAGCGAAGAGGGGUGAGCGACCUCGGAAAAGAAGAGUACCCGUAUGGAUACUGGGGUCUUAAGUUGUAUUCGAUUUUUGAGACUUUUGCAAGGGAGUACAUAGACCACUACUGGCCGACUGAUGCAAGUGUCACUGCAGACGCCGGACUGCGAUGGUUCUUUGAUCAAUACAGCCGCCUUUUGCCGGAGAUCUGUGAACACGCUCCUUCGGGCCGUGUCUCUGCACGAGAAGAGCUUGUCACAUUCUUAGCCUCGCAUAUUUGGGAGGUGACUGCUGUGCAUGAGCACACUGGCCAUGUGGGUGAUCUCCUGCGACAGUACGACAUGUUCCACACUCAUGUGGUUGAAGGGAGUCUGGAGAAUGUGGAGAGUUUGUUGCCCUCCCUGCCGUCUCGGUUGUCGCUUCUCUUCGCGAGGGCACUAACGUCGAGGCCCGGUGCAAAGCUCUACCAAGCAGAUCCCCGUGAACUAUCGCGGUUCUUCCUGGAUAGCUGUGACCCAGCCAUCUCCGACCGCUUCAUGGCCUCAUUGCAGAAACUGCAUGAAGAAAUUGCAGUAUUCGACGCAGAGCAGCCUGACAGUCUGGUGUUCAAGUCUUUUGACCCUUACGUUCUGGAGAUCUCUGUCACAGUUUGA